This is a messenger RNA of Penaeus monodon (black tiger shrimp), 5915 nucleotides long. Its product is annotated as protein scribble homolog. Lineage: Eukaryota; Metazoa; Arthropoda; Malacostraca; Decapoda; Penaeidae. The record is from RefSeq and is a predicted model, not a curated record. Gene Ontology annotation, cellular component: postsynaptic density; adherens junction; postsynaptic membrane. Gene Ontology annotation, molecular function: protein binding. Gene Ontology annotation, biological process: neurotransmitter receptor transport postsynaptic membrane to endosome; neurotransmitter receptor transport, endosome to postsynaptic membrane.
ACAUUCCCGACAUCCCCGACAACAUCAAGAACCUCAAGGCGCUUCAGGUGGCGGACUUCAGCAGCAACCCCAUCCCCAGACUACCUGGCGGCUUCACCCAGCUGAAAAACCUAACGGUGCUGGGACUCAAUGACAUGUCCCUCACCAACCUGCCUUAUGACUUUGGAUGUUUGGUGAACUUAACAUCAUUAGAACUGAGAGAAAACUUGCUCAAGGGACUGCCUGAAUCGGUCUCCCACCUUACAAAGCUCGAGAGACUUGAUAUCGGAGACAAUGAUAUUGAAGAGCUGCCACCACACAUAGGGGAUCUGCCAGCCCUGCAGGAGCUCUGGCUGGAUCACAACCAGAUCUCCCACCUACCCCCAGAGACGGGGCGCCUCAAGAACCUCCUGUGUCUGGACGUGAGCGAGAACCGGCUGGAGGACGUACCUGAGGGCCUAGCUGGCCUUACCAACCUCACAGACCUUCACCUCUCGCAGAACCUCAUUGAGAGCCUCCCAGAUGGCAUUGGGGCCCUCACCAAGCUCGCCAUAUUCAAGGUGGACCAGAACAGGCUCAUGACCCUUAACCCCAACAUUGGGAAAUGCGAAAACCUACAGGAACUCAUCCUGACAGAAAAUCUGCUUACAGAGCUCCCAGAUACUAUAGGCAAUCUCACAAAGCUCACAAAUCUUAAUGUUGACCGUAACAGAUUAAGUGAUCUUCCCCCACAAAUUGGGAAACUGGUCAACUUAGGGGUUUUGUCUCUCCGGGACAAUCGCCUGCAGUAUCUUCCACCAGAGACAGGCAACUGCCGUGAACUUCAUGUCCUGGAUGUUUCUGGCAAUCGGUUACAGUACUUGCCCCUGACUAUCACAGCUCUUAACCUGAAAGCAGUAUGGUUGAGUGAGAAUCAAGCCCAACCCAUGCUUAACUUUCAGACUGAGGUGGAUGAAGUCUCUGGCCAGGAGGUGUUGACGUGCUUCCUUCUCCCGCAGCAGGAGUACCAGCAUGAGAGUCUUGAGUACUGUGGUAUGGCUGGUAGCGAGGGCAGGCUGUACCGCACUGGCGACCUGAGCACCGAUAAUCUGACCGCCAUCGGCCCCGCAGUAAAUGAAUGGGCUCCUGAGGACGACGACAGCUACGGGCUCAACGAUCAGCUGGAGGUGUCAAGAGUCUCUGUGGUCAAGUUCAGGGAAGAACCCGAAACUGAGGACAGCAAAGAGAGCAACUUUGUGAGGCACAACACACCACACCCGCGAGAUCUCAAGGCCCGAGCGGAAAAACUCUUUGGCAAAGGAGGCAAGACAAGUGAUGGACCGCUGGUUACUGCCGGAGAGCUCAUGGACAAAGGAGAACCUUUCCGUCCGCAGAGAGCAAGCCCUCCACCACCUGUUACGGGACAAACCAAGCAAGAGGUGGUUGAGUUUGCAGAUGUUGAAAUACGGUCAAAAGUAUACCAGGAGGUGCGAAUAGAGGCAGAACCUUCUUCAACACAAGACACAGAGCCAGGAGAGUCCAGUGUGGACGACAACAGUCAGCUUGGUGGUGAGAAGCAUGUGGGCUUUGAACUGGAUGGGGGUAGUGUUGAGCCCAAUGAAGAAGACCAGGAGAACCACGAACGACCAAGUCGACUCCAAAGACGAGACACGCCACAUCACUUGAAAAACAAAAGGAUCAGCCCCUCCACAAAGAGUGCUGAUCUGGAGAAAGUUGCUUCCAUUAUUGCUCAGCCCCUGCGAAGUGAAUUGCGCAGACAGCAGGCCAUGCAGCGAGGAGAAGGCAGUGAAGGAGACAGUGUCCAUGACCAUCCUGGAUCAGGUUCCGAUGCUGAUAGUCGCUCCAUAGUUUCAGAAACGGGUCCCACAGUUGUUGUUGAGGUUAAAAAGUUUGAGGUUAAUGUGGAGCGAACCACAGGAGGCCUUGGGCUGUCAAUUGCAGGGGGCCAUGGGUCAACGCCGUACAAAGGAGAUGAUGAAGGCAUCUUCAUAUCCCGCGUUACUGAUGGGGGUCCAGCCCACAUGGCAGGACUGAGAGUAGGGGAUAAGCUUUUGAUGGUUAAUGGCCGAGAUGUUGAAGUUGUUGAUCAUUAUGAAGCUGUGAAUAUUAUGCGCGAAGCAGGCUCGCAGUUAAGGCUGGUGGUGUCACGAGAGGUCACAACUCUUGUUCCAGAAAAGAAGACUGUGAAAUUGGAGCCCAUAGCCAACCAUGUAGUUACCCAUAACAUCACAAACACUUCACCUCCAAGUAGUGUAUUGAAAGCUAGUCCCGAGCAGACUAUGCCACAGGAGAUUACUGCCAACCAUGUAGGGCUACCAGUAAAUGGACACACUGCAAUGGCAACGGUGAAUGGGGAGCAUACCAACGUCAAUGGAGAACCCAAUGGAGAAAUGGAGCACUAUGACAACGUCAACUCCCCAACGCAGAUCCUUACGGAGACCAUUUACACCACACUUAUGAGGGACCACAAUGGCCUGGGCUUCAGUAUAGCUGGUGGACGAGGAGCUGCUCAGUUCAAGUGUAUUUGUUUACAGGCUAUAUAUAUAUCCAGAAUAACAGAGGGUGGAGCUGCAGCCAAAGAUGGAAAGUUAUUGGUUGGGGAUAGAGUUAUAUCUAUUAACGGUGUCGAUCUGGAUGGAGCUCGUCAUGAUCAGGCAGUUUCAAUGUUAACUGGCCUUGAAAGAUUUGUUCGUUUGGUUGUGCACCGUGAGACUCUGGUUCCUGCUGGUCAAGGGAACAAUAACAAUAAUAACAACACUAAAGCAUCUCCACGUGUAUUUGGGGCUCCUCGCCCAUACACAGGCCUGUACAGUGCUGGUUCCUACAUGGCUAACAGACCAAGCUACACAGGGUACAGACGUGCUCAGCCAGGUGGCCGGAUAUCAGGCUCAAGUUUACCAGAUACAAAUCACAGCACCACAGGGAGCCCUGGUGCAUCCCCAUCCAUAGCAACCAAGCAGCCACAGCAGAUGGGUGGAGGAGUCAACACGUCCACUGCUCCCAGCAACACCGCAGAAAGCUUCCCUACUGGUACCACCCAGGUAUCCAGCAACAGACCUCUCACUAAUGACGAUUUUCAGGCUAUGAUCCCACAGCACUUCCUCCAGGGAAAGGCACGGGAGGAAGCCACUCCUGGUGUGCAUGUGACUGUCAACUUGCCAACAGAGGAUACCCCUAUGGGGAUGGCUUUCCCUCCACCCCCUACCAAGUUAGGGAAAGUUACGGAGAGUAUCACCAAGUCCACCCUGACUGAGACGGUGUUAACGCGGAUUACUGACAACCAGUUAGCAUCAGUGCCAUUGGUGGUUGAGGAGGUACAGUUAUUCAAGGAUGGAGGACCAUUAGGCUUAAGCAUUAUUGGUGGAUCAGAUCAUUUUUGUGUUCCGUUUGGCACCUCACCAGAUGACCCAGGGAUAUACAUAUCAAAAAUCACUGCAGGUGGAGCGGCACACAAAACUGGAAAGCUCCGAAUGGGGGAUCGUAUUCUUGCUGUUAAUGGGACAGACAUGAGUGGGGCGUCACAUCAAGAAGCUGUCAUGGCCCUCCUGAAUCCACCCAAUGAAAUUGUCCUAACUGUUCGGCAUGACCCGCAACCAAAGGGACUAAAGGAGGUGAUCAUCAAGAAGCUGGUGGGCGAGCGUCUGGGAAUGAACAUCAAAGGCGGAGUGCAAGGCUCCCCAGGAAACCCCCUGGAUAAGUCAGACGAGGGCGUCUUCAUUUCUAAAAUUAACUCAAAUGGAGCCGUGCACAGGGACGGCAGACUGAAGGUUGGACAGAGGGUGUUGGAAGUGAACGAGAACUCCUUGUUAGGCAUCACUCAUGAAGAAGCUGUGAACAUCAUGCGGGGGGCUGGCUCCGUAAUCAGACUGAUUGUAUGCGAUGGCUAUGACUAUCAGCUGGUUCAGCAGAUGAAGGCCGAGGGCCGCCUGGGCCACGAGUCCCGCAGCACCAGCCAAAGUGUCACUUCCCUUGAUAAAGAGGAACGUGAAAAUCCUACACAACCCCAUGAUGCAUCUUCGCUGCAUGGAGACUCUCCCAGUGAGGCAUCAUCAGCACAACUACCACCACCGCCUGCCCAGUCACCAUCUCCUCCCCACCAAACACCCUCCCCUCAACUCACACUAAAAUCCCAAACAACUUCGCCAUCACCCCAACCGCUGCCACGCUCCUCGCACCCGGCACACAAGCAUGAGAGGGUCCCCACCCCUGAUCCUGAGAGAGAGCUGAGCACCCCUGACACAGAUGAUGAAGUGGGGCAUGACACGCCACUUCCCCCGCACCUCUCUGCUCCCCUCUCUUCCAAGGAAAAAUCCACUCCAGAAAUUGUGAUGGAGGUUGUAAGAGCAGCAGAACAGCUGACAUCUCGCCCACCGUCUCAGAACUCAGCAGUUGUGCCAGGGUCUCCGCUGGAACGGAAAACUUCGGCUGAUAAGAAAACUACUGUUGUUUUGGCCAAGCACACUCUUGCUCCACAGACUAGUACACAGGUGGAAGAGGCACCCAGUGAGGUCCCAAGGACAAAGAGACUGCACCAAAAGAAAACAAGAAGUUCUCUUUCCUGAGCCAGGAUGAGGUCGCCAAGAUGAAAGAGGAUGAAGAUCGUCGUGUAGCAAGUAUGACAGCCGACCAGCUGGCCAACCUCUCUCGCCUUGAUGACGUGGAAGAAAUGGCUGAUGACUUGGCACACCAGUUCGGUGUCACCAGCGAUUACGACCACCGAAAGUACAACGAGCACGACAUCAUUCAAGGACUCAAGGAAGUUGGAGACGAUAAUGCUUUGAGACCGAACAGUGAGGUAGGAGUCAUCAGGACAGCGAAAGCAGAGAGACGAGCCCAGGCCCGAGAGGGUCAUCAUAACAAUGAAGAGGAUCAGUUGUCUCCGGCCGACAAACGAAGAGCAGAGGCUGAAAAAAGAGCUGCAUGGAGGCAGGCUCGACUCAAGAGCCUUGAAAAUGAUGCAUUGCAAGCUCAGUAUGUAAUUGAAAAAUACAGUGAAUUAUCUGAUACAGCUAAUGAUAACACUAAUAAUGACAACUCAAUUAAUAACUUCAACAACACGGACCAAGAGAAUAACAUGCCCAGUGUGGGUCGCAAGUGGUCCAAACUGAUAGUGGUCACCAAGCCAAGUGAGAAGACCAUAGCUGAGAGAGACCGCGUCGUGUCUGAGAAAGUUUCGCGCAAGACUGUACCCAUUGUGGACCCCGACACUGGGAUUGUGAGCGUGCAGACCACGGAGACCGUUGAGCGCAUCAUAGAGCGUGAGGUGGAGACUUGUCGGGAGACCUUAAUGACUCUUUCUCUGACUGACUGCGAAAAUGCGAACGCGAAUUCGGAUGAGAUAAUGAAAGCAGCAACAAAAAUGAAUGAUGGGGGAGACGAAGCACAUGAGACUGGAGGACAGAGAGCUGGUGAUAACCAGGACAGCCACAGAAAAAAGGUGAAGGCCACCGAGUCCCUGGAUGAUGGUGUAGAUUCUGCUGGAAACUCAACUGAUGACCAGCUUGCUACCGAUGGGGCUACCAUGUCAACGGAUGACUCGGACCAUGAUGUUUCCACACCUCUACCUCAGACAACUCCAGAUGAAAAUGCUAAUAGUAAAUAUUAAAGGGGUAUUCCAUUCACGUUCAGUCUGCGUCUUAAUAUAAAAGGAAAAAAGGAAAAAUUAUACUCCAGUUGUGAUUUGAUUGUAUAAAAAAAUGCUAACAAUCUUCAAAGGACUUAAUCCUGCAACUCUUGGGAUGUCAUUAAACUAUGGUGAUCUAAAACUUCAAGCAGUAGAAUGUGAAUGUUAUGUGGAACAGUGACAUGGUCAGUGAUUGUGUGCUUGAAGGAGUAUACAUAUCAUAGCUUUUUUCUGUGUGGUCCAGUUGGAAAAUGGUUCCUGAUCAUGAAAAUUUAAUGUAUCAGUCACAUUUCGUGCAGAAAUGAAAGGGUUA